This is a messenger RNA of Rhizopus microsporus ATCC 52813, 663 nucleotides long. RefSeq lists its product as uncharacterized. Lineage: Eukaryota; Fungi; Mucoromycota; Mucoromycetes; Mucorales; Rhizopodaceae. Bases 1 to 663 code for a protein of 220 amino acids. The record is from RefSeq and is a predicted model, not a curated record. The transcript is spliced from 2 exons.
AUGUCUACUUUUAAAACAACUACUACUACUACUACUACUAGCACUACUGCUAUCCCAAAGAGCCCAUCCAAGGUGUCUAAAUUCUUACUUGAUCCCUGGUCUACUGCCAAAGUCGUUGUUCCAUCUGCUGCUAUUCAGCUCAUACUUCAUAAAACAGUCAUCAGCAAGACUACUUUACGUGAACUAACACUUGGUUUAACCUUGCUCAAUGCUAUCUGGUUUGCUACUACUCUUAACUUGAGUUAUCUCGAGACCCCGCUUCUCGCCAAUGUACCAAGUCUAGAUGAAUGGCAGAAAUUGGACGUGGGCCGUCACAGAUUCAGCUGGAUUAAUAAAAUCGAGGCUGCUGUCAGUUUGAUCAGUCUUGACAUGUUUUUGAACUGGAACGGUCGAAUCAUCAAGCACAACGGGUUCGUUGACAACGCACUCAAGGCAGCUGUCAUUGCUCCAGUAGCCAUCACUGUCAUUCAGUCUGUCUACUUCUUGCCACGAUUAAAUAAGCGUGCGGCCCAGGUCAGUCGCGCCGAGGUUACCACAAAGGAACUCUGGGACCGUGACCCUUUCUUCUUGAAGGGCCAUCGUGGUUACAUUGCCUUGGAUACCAUCAAAGUGUCUGCUUUGGCUGUGGCUGGUCUUCGUUUUGGUUUGAUGCUGAAAAACUAA